This is a messenger RNA of Penaeus vannamei (Pacific white shrimp), 698 nucleotides long. The record is from RefSeq and is a predicted model, not a curated record. Lineage: Eukaryota; Metazoa; Arthropoda; Malacostraca; Decapoda; Penaeidae.
CUUAGUGGAGGAGGGACUAUGAUAAAUCUUGGCUUCGUUGCCCUUUGACUUAAAAACACUCAAUUAUAGACUUUUUCGUGGGUUGUGAGUGUCACGUUUGGAAUUACUGAUUGUCUAAUUGUAUGGAAAUUAUCUGGAUCGAGUGACAUUUAAAUGCAGUGAGUGACUGGUCGGCGGCCACAGUGAUGGUGGGUGACAGGCGGCAUCCACUGCUGGCUCAGAUGCCCGCCCCGCCCACCCACGCCCAGAGACCGGGCAUGGUUGGGGUUCCGGGCGUGGGCGUCAAGCUCAUGCAGGAACCCGGCUUUGCCGCCCACGACUCCCACCUGUACGCCCACCGGGACCCCCAGCAGGCGUCUGGAGGCGUGAGGUACCGCGAGGAUCACACGGCGUCCUCGUCCUCGGCCUCGGCGCAGGGCCUCAGGUACUUCCACAUGGCCGCCGCCGCUGCAGGAGGCGCCGUCGGGGAGGACGAGGGCGGCAGGCGACAGAGGGCGCUGUCCCCGGGGUCGCAGCACUCGGCGGCCGCCACGUUCUUCGCAAGUGGUAGUAGUUGCAUCAAUAGCAGUAGCAAGAGUAGCAACAGCAGCAGUACGAGCAUAACACAACUGGCUAGGAAUCUUCUGAAGUCUUAUACCAAUCCCCAGUCCUUAGCCUUCGUGGGAACAGCUGAUUGGGGCUCAUGGCAGUUUCGGUAG